This is a messenger RNA of Pogona vitticeps (central bearded dragon), 1135 nucleotides long. The record is from RefSeq and is a predicted model, not a curated record. Lineage: Eukaryota; Metazoa; Chordata; Lepidosauria; Squamata; Agamidae.
CGGGGGGCGAGGAUCGCAGGCGGCCGGCCGGCCGGACCAGGCUGCCUUCCCUUCGCCGCCCUGUCCUUCUUAAAGCAGCCGCCCGCUCCGUGUCCUGACUCGAACCAUGGAGCCCGCCUUCGGGGAAGUGAACCAGCUCGGCGGAGUCUUCGUCAACGGGCGCCCUUUGCCGAACGCCAUCCGGCUCCGGAUCGUUGAACUGGCCCAGCUAGGCAUCCGGCCGUGCGACAUCAGCCGGCAACUGCGCGUCUCCCACGGCUGUGUCAGCAAGAUCCUGGCUCGCUACAACGAGACCGGUUCCAUCUUACCCGGAGCUAUCGGAGGCAGCAAGCCGCGGGUCACCACCCCGACGGUGGUGAAACAUAUCCGGACCUACAAACAAAGGGACCCCGGGAUCUUCGCCUGGGAGAUCCGGGACCGGCUGCUGGCCGACGGCGUGUGCGAUAAAUACAAUGUGCCCUCGGUCAGCUCCAUCAGCCGAAUCCUGCGCAACAAAAUCGGGAAUCUCUCGCAGCAAAGUCACUACGAUUCCUACAAACAGCACCAGGCCGCUCCGCAACCCGCCCUGCCUUAUAACCACAUCUACUCCUACCCGAGUCCGAUCGCUACCGCGGGAGCCAAGGGGCCUACCCCGCCGGGCGUGCCGACCAUCCACAGCACCGUCCACAUGCCUCGGACCUGGCCGUCGUCCCACUCCGUCACCGACAUCUUAGGAAUCCGGUCCAUAACAGACCAAGUGAGCGACAGCUCGCCCUAUCACAGCCCCAAGGUGGAAGAGUGGAGCAGCCUCAGCAGAAGCGGCUUCGCGGCCACGGCUCAGCACGUCGCGGUGAACGGGUUGGACAAGGGCUCCCUGGAACAAGAGGCCAAGUAUAGCCAGGCACCAAGCGGUCUUCCAACAGUUGGAAGUUUUGUCUCUGCACCAACGAUGGCACCUUACCCAACCGCUGCGCAGGUGUCUCCUUACAUGGCCUACAGUACAGCUCCUUCUGGUUAUGUAGCUAGCCAUGGCUGGCAGCAUGCUGGAGGCACUCCGCUUUCACCUCACAACUGUGACAUCCCUGCAUCGCUGGCUUUCAAAGGCAUGCAGACAGCCAGAGAAGGUAGUCAUUCAGUCACAGCCUCAGCACUCUGA